AGAAGCGCAAAACACGCCCAAAAUCAGAUAUUAACAAAAAACCCUCAUCAACUUUUAUUUUUCGCUUAAAAAUGGAAACUAUCUGGCAGGAACAAAAUCACCACGGCGGCGGUUUUCAGCUGCCGGAGAGUCCACGUAAGCCGAUGGAGUUUUUAUCCAGGUCAUGGAGCGCCGCCGCGCUUCAGGUGUCAAAGACUCUACAUUCUCCACUAUCUCCGUUGGUUCCGAAAUCUGAUUUUAGUGAAACUGGUGAAAACUCCGGUGAAAACAACCGUUUCUCCGGCGUGGAGGCGGUGGAGGAACCGGUUGCCGCCACAUUACUUUCUGGAAACACGUUUUCUUUUGCGUCAUCUGCUACUUCACAGCUUGUGCUUGAACGUAUCAUGUCUCAAUCCGAUAUAUCGCCGUUAGCAUCAGGGAGGUUGUCACACAGUAGUGGACCAUUAAAUGCAACGCUCACAGAAGAAACCGACAGUCCUCCGAUCUCACCUUCCGAUGACUACGACGACGUCGUCAAGUAUCUUCGAGCCAACAACACACUGCAGCCCCUGUUUGCCAAUACACGAAGCGGCGGUUAUGGUCCAGGUGGCAGCAGCACCCCUGCUGGAAAAACAGUGGGACGGUGGUUAAAAGAGAGAAGAGAGAAGAAAAAGGAAGAGACGAGAGCCCACAAUGCCCAACUCCACGCGGCUGUUUCUGUUGCUGGUGUGGCUGCAGCCGUGGCCACAAUUGCAGCCGCCACGGCAGCAGCAUCAGCAUCCAGAAAAGAUGAGCAAACAGCCAAAACUGACAUGGCUGUUGCCUCUGCCGCCACCUUGGUUGCGGCUCAAUGCGUUGAGGCGGCAGAAGCCAUGGGAGCUGAACGCGAACACCUUAUUGCUGCUGUCAACUCGGCUGUUAAUGUCAAGUCCCACGGAGAUAUACUCACUCUCACUGCUGCAGCUGCCACAGCUUUACGUGGGGCGGCGACAUUAAAGGCAAGGGCAUUGAAAGAGGUAUGGAAUAUAGCAGCAGUUAUACCAGUUGAUAGAGGAAUCAAAGUAAACAAAAAUCAUGGAAACACCAGUGGUUACUGUGAGGAGCUCCUACCCGAAGAAAACUUUCUCGGUAUUUGUAAUCAAGAGCUUCUUGCUCGAGGUAGCGAGCUUCUCAAACGCACCCGUAACGGUGAUCUUCACUGGAAAAUUGUGUCUGUUUAUAUCCACCGGUCGGGUGAAGUGAUGCUAAAGAUGAAAAGCAAACAUGUUGGCUCUACAAUCACAAAAAAGAAUAAAAAUGUGGUGUUGGAGGUUUGCAAGAAUAUGCCAGCGUGGCCCGGGCGGCACCUGUUUGAUGGCGGUGAGCAGCGGCGGUACUUUGGGCUGAGGACGGCUAUCCGUGGAUUGGUGGAAUUUGAGUGUAGGAACCAAAGAGAAUAUGAUAUGUGGACUCAAGGGGUUUCGCGGCUUUUGGCGAUUGUGGCCGAAAAGAAACUUAGUCGGAAUGCAUGAGAUAUUUAAGUGUUGUAAAGGACUACGGUGGUCUGGUUUAGUUGUUUUGUGGGUUUUAGAGAGUUUAUAAUUAAUUAUAAGGUUAUAAUAGGGGUUGUGUAAUGAAUUUAAUAAUAUAAGAUUGGUUGGUAUUUUGGUAGUUAUUGUGAAGGAAUUCUUAUAUUUUAUCACGUAUUAAUGGUUUAAGGAUAAUUGCCCCUUGAAA
Helianthus annuus (common sunflower) is the source of this 1695-nucleotide messenger RNA. Its product is annotated as VAN3-binding protein. NCBI's taxonomy places the organism in Eukaryota, Viridiplantae, Streptophyta, Magnoliopsida, Asterales, Asteraceae. Bases 72 to 1490 code for a protein of 472 amino acids. The transcript has 6 exons. Gene Ontology annotation, biological process: leaf vascular tissue pattern formation; auxin-activated signaling pathway; phloem or xylem histogenesis. The record is from RefSeq and is a predicted model, not a curated record.